Pyrenophora tritici-repentis Pt-1C-BFP is the source of this 2289-nucleotide messenger RNA. Lineage: Eukaryota; Fungi; Ascomycota; Dothideomycetes; Pleosporales; Pleosporaceae. The record is from RefSeq and is a predicted model, not a curated record.
AUGGCUACCGAGGCGCCAGACCCACGAACCUUUGAGACAUGGGAAGAUGCAUUCCAAUACCCAAUUCCCGUCGUUCGUAGGCUUGAACAGCAGCUCCGCAACAAUGCUCACGACAAUCGAGAGAAGCUGCGAUCCCUCGUGGGGGCGAGCUACCGUAGCCUCCUCCAUACCGCGGAAACCAUCAUCGACAUGGAGGUGCGCAUGGGACAGGUCGAAACCAAGCUCGCAGUACUCUCGGUCCUGCGCAAUGCGCCGCUGGUCGCGACACGUCUUAUGAAAAGAGAAGGGUCAUAUUUGCUCAUAGCAAAGGUACUGGUCAUAUCGCGACUACUUCACAAGUCGCUCAGCCAGUCUGCGAACAACCCGCCAAUUGUGGGCCAGCUCUGGGAGAAACUCCUAUCCGUACGGAGGAAGCUUUUACGAAGAAUCGAUAAGCGACUCUCGAAUACAAAUGGAGAGGUGGCAAGUCUGGUGGAGAGCAUGUGCGCGUAUGCGCUUGCGACAAGCUCAACGCCAACAGAUGUGUUGCACCACUUCCACAAAAUGCGUUUGGACAAAAUGAACAGCGAGCUCAGGGCGGGUAGUGAUGAACUUGCGAAGCAUGGUAUUAAUGCCCUGAAGCUAUGUAUUCAGACGUGUCUCGAUACGCAAACCAUCUUUCCGCGACGGUUGGCUGAAUCGCUGGCAAAGCUCAAGGCGCAUCCGUUGAUUCGAGAUCCCGAGAUUCGCGGACUAUACGAGCUGAACCUGGACGUGCACGACCGAUGGCUUAGUGAUGAGGCGCGGAAUUACACGCCAUGGCCGCGACACGACGAGUUGCAGCGACCCGAAGCCGAGCGCAUACUGCACCGAUGGUCGAAAGAUGCUGUCACAAAUUUCCUCAAGGGCGUCAAGGCAGCACUUGAGGGAGAAGAACGCUUACAAGAGGUUGCGAACUUGAGACAGGAGCUGAUAGAGACGUGGAUUUUGUCGGGGUCACGAAUGGCAGGUGUCAAAUCAGCGAAUGUUCUUGAUGAUUUGCGCGAAACCAUGAGUGAAAAGCUUGAAAAUAUCGUGCGGUCGCGUACGAGUGGACUGCAAACUGUUGUCUCCGAUCUCACGACACGGCUGGAUGCUGUUGCAGCAUCCAAAGAAGCAUCUGCACUAUCCCUGUGGAGCACCAUUGACAAGGCGUCGGACCUCAGCAACGGUGCGCAAACGUUCAAAUCUACCAUCCUGAACACACACCAAGGACGCGACGAGUCCGUCAUAAGCGUCAUCUCUGCAUUCGACAACUGGAUGGAAUCCGUCUUGGAAGUCAAGGGCAUCGUGAAAAGCAUGAAAGAAGCUCGAUGGGACGACACCUUUGCCGAAGACGUCGACGACGAUUCAGACGAUGAUCUUGGCGAUUCAAAGCAGACUCUACUCAGCGAUGACGAUCCAAAGCUACUAGAAGAAGCCACACAGGAAGCACUUGGUGAGGCGAUGCAAAACCUGGGCCGAAGCUUCUCGGCAAUGACCAAACCCUCGGACGGCGGAGACGCAGACGGCUCAAUCCAAAAAGCAACCUUCAUCCUCCGUGUCGUCCGAGAAAUCGGUGAUCGGCUACCUCGUCUACGACUUCAGGAAAGAGCAACAUCUCUCCCGUCGCCUUUUACAGCAGAUAUACUGCAGCCUCUGUAUAUGACUCUAGCCUCGCACACUGCACAGCCGAAUUUGGACAAGUACAAAAUCUCGCUUCAUAGCUCACUAAAUGUAAAGACGAAAAGCUAUAUCUUGUGGGAAGGCCAUCCUCCGUUACCGAGUCAGCCGUCGCCUAGCGCGUUUAGGUUCUUGCGCGAGUUGGAUAAGAGUAUGAGAGCUUUAGGGAGUGAUCUCUGGGCUCCGAGCUGUGUGUCUGUGCUUAAGAGUUGCGUAGCUGAGGAGUUGAACGGCUUGGUGGGGGAGCAGGUUGACGCUAUUACUGCGGGGGAGCAAGAUGAUGGGCAGGACGUUGAGAAGGCAGAGAGCGAGGAAGAAGAGAAAGAGAAAGAAGAAAAGGACGAUGCUUCUGCAGCUACCAAGGAUGAAGACAAGGCAAAGCCUACUGAAUCUUCGUCGGAGCUGAAGAACCAAAGACUCAAGCAACUGUUCUUCGAUCUGUUGUAUAUACAGCGCUUUGUUGACCCGAAUGGUGGAGAGGACAAGGUUAGCACUCUGCGCCUGAAAGUAGACGUCACAGAUCUGGAUGACGCUGCUAUGAGUAGGUUGAAGAAGAAUGCUGCAGAUUAUGCGAAGAAGACGUAUCUGCUUUUUGCGCUGCUAGCAUAG